AUCCACCAUCCACCAUCCACCAUCCACCACUUUACACACGCCACCUGUCUACCUACGAAAACACCAACCAACGCCGGUGUGACACCACCACCACCAACCCAACCCACCCAACCCAAUAUAAAAAGCAGACAAUGUCCCCCUCCACCCGCCGCCUCCUCAAAGAAUCCACAGACCUCCAAACCAACCCAUCCCCCUACUUCCACGCGGCCCCAGUAUCCGACACCAACCUCUUCGACUGGCACUUCACGCUCCUGGGCCCACCACCACCCUCCCCCUACGCCGGCGGCAUCUACCACGGCCGCAUCACCCUCCCACCCACAUACCCACUCCGCCCCCCGAGCUUCCGAUUCCUAACCCCCUCGGGACGAUUUGAAGUCAACCGGGAGAUCUGUCUCAGUAUCUCAGGCCAUCAUGAGGAGACGUGGCAGCCAGCGUGGGGGAUCCGAACGGCGUUGAUUGCGCUGCGGAGUUUCAUGGAUGGAGAUGCGAAGGGCCAGGUGGGCGGGUUGGAUGAUUUUGAGGGGGUUUUUGGGGGGGAGGAUAAAAGUGAGGGUAUGGAGGCGGGGAAGAAGGAUGGGGAUGGGGAUGAGGCUGCAGCUGCGGAUGCAGGUAUAGCUGCAGGUGUGGAUACGUCUCAGAUCCCUCAAGCAGAGGUACAGGCACAGGCACAGACACAGCAACCCCAACAACAGCAAUUACAACAUACUCCCCCAGCAACAAGACCUCCACCACCAGUGCCUGCUGCACCAGCUGCUGCUGCUGCUGCUGCAACAUCUCAAGAUACACCCUGGCUCGACCGAGCCAUUAUCGGCGUCAUCAUCGCACUAGCAGCCAUGAUCCUGCGACGGCUGACGCGUGACAUGGACUCGGAGUGAUCCUGCUAUCCUCUUUACUUAUUUCUGUGUUCCACAUGAAGCAAUGGUGUUUGUUUGGCGUUGGAUGGUAAUUCAUACAGUACCCUGGGUUAUUAGGUAUAAUGGUUAUGGUUGUGUAUAUUAGGUGUUUUGUGUUAGGCUUGCCACAGGUUGUGUUUCUGGUAAUUUCAAUGUGAGUUUGUG
This is a messenger RNA of Aspergillus neoniger CBS 115656, 1058 nucleotides long. Its product is annotated as ubiquitin-conjugating enzyme E2. The record is from RefSeq and is a predicted model, not a curated record. Bases 132 to 875 code for a protein of 247 amino acids. NCBI's taxonomy places the organism in Eukaryota, Fungi, Ascomycota, Eurotiomycetes, Eurotiales, Aspergillaceae. The transcript has 2 exons.